Parasteatoda tepidariorum (common house spider) is the source of this 667-nucleotide messenger RNA. The record is from RefSeq and is a predicted model, not a curated record. Lineage: Eukaryota; Metazoa; Arthropoda; Arachnida; Araneae; Theridiidae.
AUGGAUAGAGUUAAAUGGAGAGCUAUGAUAGAAGCUCCAAUUCGGAGAGAAGAGGAAUGUAAUGGGCUAAUAUCAUCACUGCCAUUCAUAGUUGGAGCUCUAGUAGCCACUCUUGCCAGUAUUAUUGCAGACUUGUUGAGAAAGAAGCAAUUCCAUAUAACAACUAUAAGAAAAAUUAUGUCGUCGAUUGCUUUCUUUGUUCCUGCUGCAUGUUUGCUGUUGAUUCCAGCUGUAGGUUGCAGGCCAGCAGCCAUCAUUGCUCUGUUCACUCUUGCAAACGCGUUCAGCACCUUCAAGUACUCUGGUUACCUCAUAACCAACAUGGACAUGGCACCUAAAUACGCCGGUAUCAUAAUGGCUCUUACCGGUACAUUCGCAAACUCAGCUGGAUUCUUGGCCCCCGCAUUCGCUGGAUGGAUUACAAAAACUGGGCAUACUUUGGAGAACUGGCGAAAUGUCUUCAUAACCACUGCUGCUAUACUUAUCUCAGGAGGAGUUGUUUUCGAUAUAUUUAGCCAAGCCACCAUACAACCAUGGGGAGCGGGGCCAGAAAACGAGACUGAUCCAAACGAUACAAACGAAAGCAAGACGUGAAGCCUCUGAAUCUCGAGAAGUACAUAAAUACACAAACUAUAAUGAAGUGCUGUUUUAAUGUUUUUUAUAAUGU